GGGGCUUAUCUCAGGGGCUCCCAGCACAGUCAGGCUGACCAGCUCUGUCUCUGCAGGUUCUGGCCUGGUUCGAGGAGGGUGAGGAGACCACGACCGCCUUUGUGGAACCCCUAGUCAUCAUGCUAAUCCUCGUGGCCAAUGCGAUUGUGGGAGUGUGGCAGGAACGCAAUGCCGAGAGUGCUAUUGAGGCCUUGAAGGAGUAUGAGCCCGAGAUGGGUAAGGUGAUCCGCUCUGACCGCAAGGGCGUGCAGAGGAUCCGAGCCCGGGACAUCGUCCCUGGGGACAUUGUGGAAGUGGCAGUGGGAGACAAGGUGCCUGCUGACCUCCGCCUCAUUGAGAUCAAGUCCACCACACUUCGAGUGGACCAGUCCAUCCUGACAGGGGAAUCUGUGUCCGUGACCAAGCAUACAGACGCCAUUCCAGACCCCCGAGCCGUGAACCAGGACAAGAAGAACAUGCUGUUCUCUGGCACCAAUAUUGCAUCAGGCAAAGCGCUGGGCGUGGCUGUGGCUACAGGCCUGCACACAGAGCUGGGCAAGAUUCGGAGCCAGAUGGCGGCUGUGGAGCCUGAGCGGACACCACUGCAGCGCAAGUUGGAUGAAUUUGGGAGGCAGCUGUCUCAUGCUAUCUCUGUGAUCUGUGUGGCUGUGUGGGUCAUCAACAUCGGCCACUUUGCUGACCCAGCCCACGGUGGAUCCUGGCUCCGUGGUGCAGUCUACUACUUCAAGAUUGCCGUGGCCCUGGCCGUGGCUGCUAUCCCCGAGGGCCUGCCAGCAGUCAUCACUACAUGUCUGGCCCUGGGCACAAGGCGUAUGGCACGUAAGAAUGCCAUUGUGCGGAGCCUGCCCUCUGUGGAGACCCUGGGCUGCACCUCAGUCAUCUGCUCUGACAAGACAGGGACACUCACCACCAAUCAGAUGUCUGUCUGCAGGAUGUUCGUGGUAGCUGAAGCAGAGGCAGGCACCUGUCGUUUGCACGAAUUCACCAUCUCGGGUACCACGUAUACCCCAGAGGGCGAAGUGCGACAAGGGGAGCAGCCUGUGCGCUGUGGGCAGUUUGAUGGACUUGUGGAGCUAGCGACCAUCUGCGCCCUCUGCAAUGAUUCUGCACUGGACUACAGUGAGGCCAAGGGCAUGUAUGAGAAGGUGGGAGAGGCCACAGAGACAGCCCUGACUUGCCUAGUAGAGAAGAUGAAUGUAUUUGACACGGACCUGAAAUCACUGUCCCCGGUGGAGCGUGCUGGCGCCUGCAACUCGGUCAUUAAGCAACUCAUGCGGAAGGAGUUCACUCUUGAGUUCUCGAGGGACCGGAAGUCCAUGUCUGUGUACUGCACACCUACCCGUCCUGACCCCAAGGCCCAGGGCAGCAAGAUGUUUGUGAAGGGAGCUCCUGAGAGCGUAAUUGAGCGCUGUAGCUCAGUCCGAGUGGGGAGCCGAACAGCACCCCUGAACGCCACCUCCAGAGAGCACAUCCUGGCCAAGAUCCGGGACUGGGGCUCAGGCUCUGACACCCUGCGCUGCUUAGCGCUGGCCACCAGGGACAGGCCCCCGAGGAAGGAGGACAUGAGACUAGAUGACUGCAGCCAGUUUGUACAGUACGAGAAAGACCUGACCUUCGUGGGCUGCGUGGGCAUGUUAGACCCGCCGAGACCAGAGGUGGCUGCUUGUAUCAAGCGCUGCUCCCAGGCGGGCAUCCGGGUGGUCAUGAUCACAGGAGACAACAAAGGCACAGCUGUGGCCAUCUGCCGCCGGCUUGGCAUCUUUGGGGACACAGAGGAUGUGCUGGGCAAGGCCUACACAGGCCGCGAAUUUGAUGACCUCAGCCCGGAGCAGCAGCGCCUCGCUUGCCGCACGGCCCGCUGCUUUGCCCGUGUGGAGCCCGCACAUAAGUCUCGCAUCGUGGAGAACCUGCAGUCCUUUAAUGAGAUCACGGCCAUGACUGGCGAUGGGGUAAACGACGCACCAGCCCUGAAGAAGGCAGAGAUCGGCAUUGCCAUGGGCUCAGGCACUGCUGUGGCCAAGUCGGCGGCGGAGAUGGUACUGUCCGAUGACAACUUUGCCUCUAUUGUGGCCGCAGUGGAGGAGGGGCGGGCCAUCUACAGCAACAUGAAGCAAUUUAUCCGCUACCUCAUCUCCUCCAAUGUCGGCGAGGUCGUCUGCAUCUUCCUCACGGCAAUUCUGGGCCUACCCGAAGCCCUGAUCCCUGUGCAGCUGCUUUGGGUGAACCUGGUGACAGAUGGCCUACCUGCCACAGCACUUGGCUUCAACCCACCAGAUCUGGACAUCAUGGAGAAGCUGCCCCGAAACCCACGUGAGGCGCUCAUCAGCGGCUGGCUUUUUUUCCGAUAUUUGGCUAUUGGAGUGUAUGUAGGCCUGGCUACAGUGGCUGCCGCCACCUGGUGGUUCCUGUAUGACAUCGAGGGACCUCAAGUCACCUUUUAUCAACUGAGGAACUUCCUGAAGUGCUCUGAGGAGAACCCGCUCUUUGCUGGCAUCGACUGCGAGGUGUUCGAGUCCCGCUUCCCCACAACCAUGGCCUUAUCGGUGCUUGUGACCAUUGAAAUGUGCAACGCCCUCAACAGUGUGUCAGAGAACCAGUCACUGCUGCGUAUGCCACCCUGGCUGAACCCUUGGCUGCUGGGGGCUGUGGCCAUGUCCAUGGCUCUACAUUUUCUCAUCCUUCUGGUGCCACCCCUGCCUCUUAUUUUCCAGGUGACCCCACUGAGUGGUCGGCAGUGGGGGGUGGUGCUCCAGAUGUCUCUGCCCGUCAUCCUGCUCGAUGAGGCCCUCAAAUAUCUGUCUAGGAAUCACAUGGAUGAAAAAAACGACCUGAAGUAAACCUUGGGAACAGAGAGGAGUCCCCAGUGUGGCCCUCGGACUGAUAGUGUCCAAGCAUUCGUCCCCAUUCCCACCCCUGCCACCACACUCAGCCACCUGUCUACUGGACCCUGCUGGACAUAACAGGCCUGAAAUGAGAAUGGCCACCUCUAGGCCCGAUUCCAAGCUCCUGUCUCCAUUCCUCUCCUUCCCUGCUGCUCUGGCCCAGGAGGGGCAGCUAAGAAGCCAGAGCUGGCUGCAGGGCCACCCCACAUCCC
Acomys russatus (golden spiny mouse) is the source of this 3094-nucleotide messenger RNA. Its product is annotated as sarcoplasmic/endoplasmic reticulum calcium ATPase 3. The transcript is spliced from 18 exons. Bases 120 to 2837 code for a protein of 905 amino acids. Lineage: Eukaryota; Metazoa; Chordata; Mammalia; Rodentia; Muridae. Gene Ontology annotation, cellular component: membrane. The record is from RefSeq and is a predicted model, not a curated record. Gene Ontology annotation, molecular function: ATP hydrolysis activity; P-type calcium transporter activity; ATP binding. Gene Ontology annotation, biological process: calcium ion transmembrane transport; intracellular calcium ion homeostasis.